Chrysemys picta bellii (western painted turtle) is the source of this 3873-nucleotide messenger RNA. RefSeq names its product eukaryotic elongation factor, selenocysteine-tRNA specific (gene EEFSEC). Gene Ontology annotation, molecular function: GTPase activity; GTP binding; translation elongation factor activity. Gene Ontology annotation, biological process: selenocysteine incorporation. The record is from RefSeq and is a predicted model, not a curated record. Lineage: Eukaryota; Metazoa; Chordata; Testudines; Emydidae.
GUGUUGCCGCGGGGGCGCUAUUGGGACCGGGACCGGCGGCGUGCGAAGGGAACAGGGUAGCCAUGGCCGGUUCCGCUGCUGUCGCUGCCCCGGGGCCCAGCGCCCCCAGGAGGCUGAAUGUGAACGUGGGGGUCCUGGGGCACAUCGACAGCGGCAAGACAGCGUUGGCCCGGGCGCUCAGCACCACCAGUUCCACCGCCGCCUUCGACCGGGCCCCGCAGAGCCGAGCUCGGGGCAUCACCCUGGACCUGGGCUUCUCCUGCCUCCGCACCCCGCUGCCGCCGCACCUGGGACCCGGCCCCGGCGAGCUCCAGCUCACCCUGGUGGACUGUCCGGGACACGCCUCCCUCAUCCGGACCAUCAUUGGCGGUGCCCAGAUUAUUGAUUUGAUGAUGCUCGUCAUAGAUGUGACAAAAGGGAUGCAGACUCAGUCAGCAGAGUGCUUGGUGAUUGGGCAAAUCGCCUGCCAGAAGAUGGUAGUAGUUCUGAACAAAAUAGACCUUCUUCCAGAGGGGAAGAGACAAGCUGCCAUUGAGAAGAUGACGAAGAAAAUGCAGAAGACUCUGGAAAAUACAAAGUUCCAAGGGUGUCCUAUUGCUGCUGUUGCAGCUAAGCCAGGUGGACCAGAAGCCCCAGAGACUGUGACUCCACUAGGUGUUUCUGAACUAAUUGAGGUCCUGAAGUCUCAGGCUUACCUGCCAACAAGAGAUCCCACGGGACCCUUCCUUAUGGCCAUCGACCACUGUUUCUCCAUCAAGGGUCAAGGCACAGUGAUGACAGGGACUGUUCUUUCUGGCUCCGUUAGCUUAGGUGAUAAUGUGGAGAUUCCUGCCCUGAAGGUGACAAAGAAAGUCAAGUCUAUGCAGAUGUUCCAUACUCCUGUAACGUAUGCCAUGCAGGGUGACAGAGUAGGCGUUUGUGUGACCCAGUUUGAUCCCAAGCUGCUAGAACGAGGUCUAAUCUGUACUCCAGAAUCUCUCCAGACCAUACAUGCUGCUGUCAUCUCCUUGAAGAAAAUCCAGUAUUUCCGUGGUGCUCUUCAGACCAAAGCCAAGUUUCACAUCACAGUUGGUCAUGAAACAGUCAUGGGAAGAGUGAUGUUUUUCAGUCCAGCUCCUGCUGACUUCAGCAAAGAACCCCUGGAGAAUGCUUUUGAUUUUGAAAAGGAAUAUCUUUAUCAAGAGGAAUACUUAUCCAAGGGGUCAAAAUCUUCAGAGGAAAACAAGGAAAAUGACCAAACAGGAGAAGGGCAGCUUCCGAGGCAACAAUGGGCUUUACUGGAGUUUGAAAAACCUGUCACUUGUCCUAAAUUUUGCCUUGUGAUUGGCUCCAAGCUGGAUACUGAUAUUCAUGCAAACACCUGCAGGUUGGCGUUCCAUGGGGUAUUGCUUCAAGGGAUGGAAGACAAGAACUAUGUUGAGACUUUUCUUCCAAAGCUGAAAGUGUAUAAAUUGAAGCAUAAGGAAGGACAAGUGGAGAGGGUGCUGGAUGAUUAUAGUGUGAUUGGUCGUUCGUUGUUUAAGAAGGAGACCAACAUCCAGAUUUUUGUGGGGCUAAAAGUCAAACUAUCUACAGGAGAGGAUGGAGUAAUAGAGGGCGGCUUUGGGCAGAGUGGCAAAUUUAAAAUCCGAAUUCCAAAUGGACUCAAGUCAGAUACAAAGGUGUUUCUCACUGUCCCCUCCAAGAAGAAAUCCAAGGCAGGGAAGGGAGAUGCAGCCAAAGAGGAUGAAAGCAGCAAGGUUGACUCAGCCCAGCCUGUUACUAUCAACCUUCUCUUUAAAAGAUAUGUCUUUGACACACAGAAGAAAAUGAUUCAAUCUUGAGAAGGCAGAAGAGGCCUUCUAGCUGAUGUCUGAAGUGUCCUUAAAAGGCUUACACACCAAAAUGAAUUCAGGUGGAACGUAUUUCUUGUCUGAAAACCUUGGACUUUGAAAGGCUUUUUAUCUCAGUAACAUCCUAUAAGGGCGCCUUCUACCUGGAUUGAAGCUGGAAAGUCCUCCUAUCCCCAUGACUUCGCUUGGCCUCCAGAAUCUGUUUGUUCUGAUUUUGCUAUUUGAAUCUCCCUGCUGUCCCUCUUGGCAAGUGUCACCUGCCAAUUUGUACUAUUGUGUUUUACAGUUGAUAGAAAUGUUUUCGUGAAAUGUUUUAAGUUUCUUUUAAUUUAAACAUUCUGCAGCAAGGUGGAAAAUCCAAACCCAGUAGCAAUUUGGGAAAUUUUAUGAGAACCAGUAAAUGAAACUAACCAGUCUACUUUCACGCCCCAAGCUGAGUGAGGGGCAAAAAAUACCCAAUGUAAAUGGUGAAAAUUAAAAUAGAUGUUUUAGAUUCUUUCAGAUCUAAUAAUGUGAGAUGCUGUCUGAGAGACAGGUAUGGAAGUUUUGUAUAAAUGAUUUAUAUCUUGACAGUCUGCAAUGUUAGAACAUCCUCAUAUGCACAUAAUUUCAGGGUCUGUAUUGUUAUGUUUGCUAGUCUGGCAGUUCAGAACUGCUUUUCUACAAUAUUUCACACAGCCUUUGAGAGUCUGCUGGCUAUUUAGUUGAUUCUUUAGGAAAUUGGAAGGCUAAGCUGUUCUGAAUAAUUGCUAAGAAAAUAUGUGCUGGAACUACUUUAAUUUUUGUAACCAAAGUGCUUGUUUUGUGAGAAUGAAACACAAAGUUGCCUGUGGAAAUAGUGACUGGCUUUAUUUCAUUAAAUUAAGAUACCAUAUUGCAGUAUAAGGGCUUUUAAACUGAAGAUCUCUAAGGCGCUUUAGAAACUAUUAGCUGUUUAGAAAGGCUCUCAUAGGUGGUACUUCUGAUUUCUUGCCCUAACCUCAUAAAAGCUGGGGAUAACAGUUCUCCAGUGUCCCUUAUUUGUUUCUUGUAGAGCGUAAGCCACCCAAACACAGAUACUAACAAUGGUUGUACACAUUCAGAUGCUGCACUCUUGAGCAGGGAUUGAACGAAGGAUUUACAACACCAAAACAUUCACCCGUGUCAUUUGAUCAAAAGGAGUAACACUAUUUGCUGUCAGUAAGUGAUGUGGUUGCUGGGACCAGCCAUGAGAAUGAGAUGGGGCCACGUGCACCAAGCCAGCAUAUUUCUUUAGAUCACAUGGAAUGCUAAACAAAUAACCAUAAUAGAUCAUUUACUCUCUUGCUUGCCAAAGCAUUAUUGAUCAGCCAUCCAGUAAUGGGAAUAGGGGUUGUGCACUUUCUGCUGGCUUGUGUGGCUUUUUUUCAGCAGAGCAAAAUAUUGUAGGAUUUAUUUAUUUGGUGACAGGGAUGAACUGGAAGGAGCAAAAAACUUGAUAUCCAGAGAACAUUUCCCGCUAAACAUUCUUGAGGCAGGGCAAAUUUGGUGCCUAAACUAGCUUGACACAGUGUCCCUUUAAAUCAGAUCAGAGGAAGUGCUUUGUGGAAUAAUCCCAAACAGUUUCUGCUGAGUGAGUGAGUCCCAGCCAAAGCUUUAGCACAUCCUUUAAGAUGAUGGGGUUCGCUUUCAGUGUGAUCCAUGAGGAAUUAGGCAACUCCAGUUACGGCUUAAUAUGACUUGUGCUGCCAGCCCUGCUGUAAAAUGUAUCCUCCUAUAAGGAAAAUGUGUCCUCUCUCCCACCCUUCUCUCUCAUAUACACCCCCCAAGACAAUCUUUCACAGAAUAUUUAUUGCAUUCUCUUUCUGUUAAGUAGUUAUCAAAUCCCAUAUUGCAUCCUUUACUCAAUACUGCACUCCCGUUUAGCACUUAGAUACUAUGGUGAUGGGUGUUAUAGAAAACUGUUAAAUAGAUGACACAGAGGGAAUGCCUGUGUAUUAUAUCUGCUUAAUCUAAGAAUUAUUGGUAUAAUUUGGGGAAUUUUGAUCACUUGCAAUUACUAAAGAAUUUGUAGUAUGUUUAA